AGUAGUAGUGAAGUGAAAUAGAUGGGAAAAUGAACCUAAAAAGCCUGUAUUGCUUAAACAUUUUGUAGCAACCUCUCAAAAUACGUGUGUGGGUAAACGUCGAUUGACAGUGAGAAAAGAAGUGCUUAUUUUCGGAUCUAACACCAUCGGUCGCAAAAUAUAAUCGCAAAAGUGUAGUGGGAAAAUCGUGGUACUAGGAUUUCCGUGCACUUUUCACGGGUGGACAACAAGCCGUCAAAUACGCGUUCAGUGCCAUAAGUAGAAGUGUUCUGAUACGGAUAUACAAGUAGAAGCAAAAUGGGAAAUGAAACAUCUUUACCAAUGGAGCUAUGCUCGAACUUCGACGCCGAUGAGAUCCGACGCCUGGGCAAGCGGUUCAAAAAGCUCGAUCUAGACAACUCAGGCGCCCUAAGCAUCGACGAGUUCAUGUCGCUUCCGGAGCUGCAACAGAACCCACUAGUACAGCGCGUCAUAGACAUAUUCGAUGCGGAUGGUAACGGCGAAGUGGAUUUCAAGGAGUUCAUUCAGGGUGUUUCUCAAUUUAGCGUAAAGGGUGAUAAGCUGUCUAAGCUGAAGUUUGCCUUCCGAAUAUACGAUAUGGACAAUGACGGCUUCAUCUCUAACGGCGAGCUGUUUCAGGUGCUGAAAAUGAUGGUUGGCAAUAACCUGAAGGACACGCAGUUACAGCAGAUUGUCGACAAAACAAUCGUGUUUGCCGAUAAGGACGAAGAUGGCAAAAUCUCCUUCGAAGAAUUCUGCUCCGUGGUCGGCAAUACCGAUAUUCACAAAAAGAUGGUCGUCGAUGUUUAAAGUACAUAAUUUUAACAUAUUGAUAUAUACAUAAAAGAAACAAAAAACAUUUUUAAUUGCUAGCAAAGAAAUUAUCUAAUUUAUUAACUGUAACAAGCAAGAGUGUAUGUGAAUGUUGCAUCUGAUGAAAACAGAAGAAAAACACAAACGUUGUAUUUUUAGUUUUUUUCUGUGUUGUUCACUAUCCAUUUUUUCCUCUCAUGUUAUAGAAUUGUAGUAUCAAACACUAAAUCUAGUAGAUAAGAUCUGUCAACAUUUAGGAAAGAUUUAAAACAUAAAGUGCAAUGGAUUUAAAACGAGCUCUUUCGCUAAUAAAUGAAUCGAUCUAAUGCCGUGCAUUUGGUUGUUGUUGAACAUUUUCAUCUACAUAAUUGUAUGUUUAGUUCCAUUUCAUUUUUUUAGUUAGACUCACUAUAUUAUCUUUUCCAAACAAAAUGGUUUACCAUUGUCAUUUUCGAAUGGUUGCGUACGGCUUUCAACGCAAUAAUCAUUCGACAAUACAACAAAAUAAAACAAUUCUUCUAUCACAAGCCACUUAAGCACUUUCAACAAUACCAGCUAUCGAGCUAGCUCUCAUAGUACUUAAUGGACAAACAAUAAGCUAAUACAAAUCAAAAUCAUCAACGGUAUACUUGAAGUUAUUCAUGCUGGCAUCUUCGAGAGUAAACUAUCGAUAAUUAAUUAACAACUAAUUGAGACAUACAAUUUUGCAAAGACAGUCACAGCAAAACAUAUAGAUAUUGAACAAAUAAUCGCCACUAGACUGUACGUACGUAAAUGUCUUACUGAUUUUCCCCAAGUUUGAUUGUACGACAUCCAAAACAUAUAAGAGCUAUUGUAGUAGAAUCUUAGGUUAGGAGCCAAUUAUUCUAUAUACUAUUGUUGAGUCUAAAUUGAUGUCCCCGUUAUAAAUUGUACUUGCUACUAUUACCACAAAUGUUACUCCGGAUUGAACCUCCCUGAAAACCACCGUUAUUAUUAUCUCCGUCUGUCAGUGAUAUGUAAAGAUUCUUUCGCGCCAAAAGAAUGAACGUCACCUAAUCCGAUUAGGUUUUUCUUUUUAAGUACGAAAAAAAUGUUGUCAAGCACAUACAUAUAACAGACUUUACACAUACACACCUGCAAAUAAAACUACUGUUCAUCACUAGUUAUAUUGAUAUAAUAAUAAAGCAAGGCCCAUUCGAACGAGUUUCCAAUUUUACAUCCUGCGUAAUCUGCCCAUUGGUCCAGAAGACGGUAACUCCAGCUCCCGUUCCCGUGCAAUGAAUCUUAAAUGCAAUAGAACCAUGUACAAUCUCACAAGAACUGAAGUCAGCGUUCUUUUGUCCAGUGGACGAUCGCAAGGACCAAUUCGUGUAUGUGUCGGUCAGCGAAAAAAAAACUGCUAAGCGGAAAGAAACUUAUACUAAACACUUAUUUACCGCCUAGCCUGCCGGAGAAAUGCAUUGAAGAAAUUAUCUAUUUCUAUGAACUUACGAAGGAAUAAAAUAAAAUCUUUUUCAAAACACUUCAAA
Messenger RNA from Topomyia yanbarensis, 2324 nucleotides. Its product is annotated as calcineurin subunit B type 2. The coding region runs from base 298 to 810 and encodes 170 amino acids. The record is from RefSeq and is a predicted model, not a curated record. The transcript has 4 exons. NCBI's taxonomy places the organism in Eukaryota, Metazoa, Arthropoda, Insecta, Diptera, Culicidae. Gene Ontology annotation, molecular function: calcium-dependent protein serine/threonine phosphatase regulator activity; calcium ion binding.